Molecule: messenger RNA, 630 nt
Organism: Histoplasma mississippiense
Lineage: Eukaryota; Fungi; Ascomycota; Eurotiomycetes; Onygenales; Ajellomycetaceae
Exons: 2
Coding region: 1-630 (209 amino acids)
Source: RefSeq, a predicted model, not a curated record
AUGGCACCAGCAGGAUUUCUCUCAUUCGCCCGUGUUGAGAUCGUCGUAGACAUAAAAGGUGCCAAAUUCCCGACCAAAAUUGCCGCUACAAAAAAAAUACAAGAGCACUACGAGCACAGCAAGCGCACCCCAUAUCCCAUCAUUGCAAGCAGCAAUUCCAACUCUCCACUGACAAUGACGCCCUCUCUGCCGGAACACGCUGCGGCACGCGAGAUUCCAGCGAGCUUCUAUGAUCCCCAGAGGUCGCCUAGAUCAAGUCCCCCGACCAUGGACCAACUUCUGUCACAAUUUGUCCGCCCGCGCCUUUCUCACUCAGCUGAUGAUGAACCUGGAUCAUCACCGGACAACCCGAUUGAUCUGGAUGAUAGAACGGAUGAAAAACAUGACACGGAACCUCUCAGUGAAGAUCGAGAAGCAUCACACCUCGGAGGCGACACCGAGCGUGAGUGCGAUAGUGAAACUGAUGAUGGAAGGAACAGCGAGGCAACGUCAAUUCAGGACUUGGAAGGGGAGUCGCAGACGCAGCCACAGUCGGGGUCACGCCCUGCAGAACCCACCCAGCCAGAACCAGAGCCAGAGCCAGAGCCAGAGCCAAAGGCGGCCAAUGCAUGCGAACGUGAGUUUCCCUGA